AGGUGUGGCCUAACCUCAGCAACUGUUGUCAGAGCUAUAGCCUAGAGUGCAUGUGCAUAUGUGUGUGUGUGUAGGUGCAUGCUUGCGCAUGCUGUUCCAACGAGUAAGACUGUGUGACGGUGCGCGUGUUUGAGUGUCCGAGAGUGUAAAGGAUUUAGCUCAUCUAGCCUGUGAGGAGCGCUCUCUCACUCUCUCUCACUCACUCUCUCUCUCUAUCUAUCUACCGUGUGGAUUUUUGCUUCCCACUGGGAUACGGAGAGCAGUGCGGAAUACUGACACGGCUGCUGCUGCUGACAUCUUCCUCUCUGACCUCACCUGUUGGACUGGACACGGGUCUCUGGCAGUACCGGUGCGCAGAAGACUGGACCGUGGAUGUCUGCGGCCAACGGAGGACUGGCCGUUCUAGCCCCCUGUGGCAGAGGCGAUGGCUCGACGCUAACCGCGAUCGCCAGGCAUGGUGAGCAGGGUCUGGGAGCGCCCAUCAUCAUGUGCACGCGUCCCUACCCCGAGUGCCAGCUCUACCCGCAGGAGGACGGCCUGGGAGGGCGCGAUUCCCACGAGUCGGACAUGGACAGCGCCGCCGACAGCGGAGCCGGAUCGGAAUCCUCCGAUGGCGGUCGCCACGAUGACAAGGAUGAAGGGCUAGGGGGUCUCUUCCUGCCGGGAAACAACUCUGGUCAGCUGAUCCCGUCGGCGUCUGCAUCCGUCAUCUCCACCGAGGAGCAGUUUGAGGACUAUGGCGAGGGUGAGGACGUGGACUUCACUCCCAGCAGCCCCUGCCUUGACGACGAAACACGCACCAAUGGCUUCUCGGACCUCGGCUCCUCGCUACCCUCCAGUGCGGGUCAGACCCCUCAGAAGAUCCGGCACUUGUACAACAGCGAGCUGCUGGAUGUUUACUGCUCCCAGUGCUGCAAGAAGGUCAACCUGCUCAACGACCUGGAGGCCAGACUGAAGAACCUCAAGGCCAACAGCCCCAACAGAAAGAUAUCCAGCACGGCGUUUGGACGGCAACUCUUCCACCACAGUAACUUCAGCAGCAGCCACGGCAGCACAGAGGACCUGUUCAGAGACAGCAUCGACUCCUGUGACGUGGACAUCACAGAGAAGGUGAGCUACCUGGAGAAGAAGGUAACGGAGCUGGAGAACGACACGCUGGCCAACGGGGACCUCAAGUCCAAACUCAAGCACGAGAAUACACAGCUGGUGCACAGGGUCCAUGAGCUGGAGGAGCAGAUUAAAGACCAGGAGACUCGGUCAGAUCAGAUCCUGGAGGAGGAGCUGAAGAGACACAGGGAGGCCUACAGCAAGAUGGACAGAGACAAGAGCCAUGAGAUAGAACUGCUCAGCAACAGAGUGCUACAAUUAGAAGACGAGAAUGGAGAAAUGAAACUGAAUGUCUGCAGACUGAAAUCCCAAUCAGAGAAACUGGAUCAGGAGAAGCAGCGUAUGACAGACAAACUGGAAGACACCAGCUUGCGCCUGAAAGAUGAGAUGGACCUGUAUCGCAAAAUGAUGGACAAGCUGUGGCAGAACAGACAUGAGUUUCAGAAGGAGAGGGAAUCCAUGCAGGAGUUGAUAGAGGACUUGCGUCGGGAGCUGGAGCACCUGCAGCUGUUUAAGCUGGAGUCGGAGCGUGGACGUGGGCGGGGCUCAGCAGCCGGCCUAUCAGAGUACAACGCCAAGACCCGGGAGAUUGAAAUGGAGCAUGAGGUCAAGCGCCUCAAACAGGAGAACCAUAAGCUCCGGGACCAGAAUGAUGACCUGAACGCCCAGAUCCUUAGCCUGAGUCUGUACGAGGCCAAGAACCUGUUCAGCUGCACCACCAAGGCCCAGUCUCUGGCCGCCGAAAUAGACAAUGCAUCCCGGGAUGAGCUUGUGGACGCCCUGAAAGAACAAGAGGAGAUUAACUAUCGCCUCAGACAAUACAUGGACAAGAUCAUUCUGGCCAUCCUGGACCACAACCCCUCCAUCUUAGAGAUCAAACACUAAAGCCCUCAAUUCUGUGCCACUGUCCAGUCUCUCUCUCACUGGUGGACAUACAGCGCCCUCUGUAGGCUGGACACAUGAACUGUAUCACAUACUGGACUUAGAGAAUCUGCUGUUGUCAGUGACCACAUGGUACCUCUCAUGCCCACUUUUGAGUUCUGGCAUUUUUUGUCUCAUCGCCAUGCAAAUCACCCAUUGGUUGAGAUGACCAUUGAGAUGGAGUUAAAGGGACUACAACUGGAAGCAUUCAUACACACAUGACCCGAAUGUUCACUUUCCAUUUCUUUUUAACUUAUGUUUGCAUACACACUACCUCUAGGUACAUAGGUCCAGUGCUUUCACGAGUCUAUCGUGUAAUGUGUAAUGUGACCAUUAAAGAGCGUGUGAUGUGCUAGUUUUCUCUCUCUCCGUCAUGGGCGUGGCACCUUAACAAAAGGCACACAUGUUUAUGUGACGUGGAAGCUCCCAGGCAGUUCGUAGGAGAGUUAUGUAGCAUUUUAACAAGCGAGCACUGUUAGCCAUUAGCAUGUGUGUUGUGAUUGUGUAGUCCAAAACCACAGCUUGUGUGCAUGCGUGAGAGAGGGCAGAGCUGUAGUCGUAUAAAAGGCAGGGGACAAUUUUACAAAGUGUGCUCUGUGGUCAGAUGAAGACCAUGAUGGGUACAUAGAUUUUUGACAUGAAUAUUCAUAUCUGUGUCUUAGGCUCACAUAAUGUUGCAUUAUCAAUGUGAGUAAGAAGUGCAGGAAUUGGAAAUGAAUAGAUAUGUGAAAUAACACAUAUUAACCAGAAAAAUAAGAUUAAUCAGAUGGAGGUGCACGGACUUAUGUCAUGUUCUUCCCCAAUAGGCUGUAUUUCUGCUUAAUCUUGAGGUGUCAAAUUAAGUCAGUUUAAAAAUAGUCAAGUGAAACAUUAAUUUUGCAAAAAUAAUUGUUUGGAAAUGGCAAUUGGGUUGCAAUUCAUAGAAGUGGCUAAAUGGACUGACUUGUCACAAACUAUCACAGUAACUUAAAAGAAUUAGUGUAGAAAAUCUGAGAAUGCACAGGAAUCACUUGUAGUCACACCUGCUGAAGCACAAGUGCAUUAAGUGGCCGUACAAGAACAUAGUUUUUGUACAAUAGUACAAAAUUGGAAUGGUUGAGUCAUAUACAUACAAACUAAGGAAAAUGGCAGAAUUGACUGAUGAAGAUGUACUUUAUUUUGUGGAAUAUAAUGGUUGUAAGUGUAUAGAAUGGAAAAAAGGUUUAUUUUUUCAUACAGAUCUAUAAAUAAUGUUUUGAGGGUUAAGUCCAGUGUAGUGUGAUGAGCAUGGGGAUAGGAGAUUCAGGCGUUUAUGUGAGUCAGGGAUGUGGAGAUGUGAAAGAACAGCAUGCUGGGUCUAAGUGGCCAAUCUCAUUUAGAGAGCAGGAAUGGAGCUCUGUUGCGGAGGUGCCAGGAGCUAUGCCCAUCUGUAGGCUAAGUUUAAGGUAAAAAGACCCCUACCCCCACCUCCAUGCAUUAUUUUAUAUCACACAUUUGAGUACCCCAGACUGAAUUCUCUCAGCUACACUUGAAGCUAUGACUAAUGUGUGAGAUCAGCAAACUCAACGUAGGUGUAUGCAGGAGGUUAAAAAUAUGGCGGGAUGGUUUAACUUUGUAGGCCUGGCCCUGCAGCACUCUCUCACAGUCUCUGUGGCUGUGAAAUAUACCGUUUGACAGCCAUGGGGAAGGGUGCUUAUGAGUGACAAAGCCUACUGACUGUUUGGUAAACAUAUGAGCUGUACAUGAAUUGGGAAUAGGGAAGAGAGCAAUUGUUCUAACACUAAAGAAAAAAAAAGCAGAAAAACAAAUGUCAUUAAUUAUUCAUUAAUAGGGUUCAUAAAUUAUGCUACAUAAUCACUAUUAAGAUAAUCACUCUGUAGAAUAGAUUCUGUAGUUGUUGAGGGUAACAGCCACCCUUGGCCGUACUAAAUGAAAAUGCAUAACCUGUACAUGUCAUGAAUGUAUCACGGUUUCAGAGUUACUGUCUCUCACCUUUUUGCCCUUGAUCGUAUUGAAUUUACUUAGAUUGCCUUUGAGGCUCCGUACACCACAGUAUUUUAAGCAACUGUGUAGCUAGGGAAAUAUGACUAAUACUGGUGUAUUCUAUAUUGUCACAAAGCUAGUUUUGCCUUGUUGCACAAAUUGUACUGAUUUGGAUGUUGUGCAUUUUCUUUGCUUGAUCCCUUUCAAAAUGGUUUGUGUGCCUUUUUAAAUUUUAAUUGGCACGAGUCUGUGUUUGUUUUCAUUUACUUUAUGUUUACUUUUGAUCUAACUCAUCUGAUCAAUCAUAGGAGCUUUUUUAUAUACAGUAUUCCUGUCUUGUCUGAGCAUUUUUCAUAAAUUGUAAAUGUUGUACAGAAACUAGUUAAUAUUUGUAUUUAUGUGUCCAUCAGACCUACUAAAUGAAAAGGCUGUCUUUUAUACAGUUUUAUGAUACAAUACAGCAGCAAGAUAUCAGUAGAAGUGUUAUGUGCAAACAAGCGUCGUGUAAGAUGUUCAUUAGACAACAUUUUAUUUGGCAAUACUUUCAGGCACCUUAGGGCUAUCGGUCAUAACAAUGUAAUAGCAGGCGUCAAAAAGAGCAUGUCAAUUCAUGGCCUUCAAGGCCUAUCAGACGGUUCCUGUGUGUGUGUGUGUGUGUGUGUGUAUGUGUGUGUUUUAAGUUUAUUUAAUUAUGCUAAUGGUCCUCCAACUACCAUGCAGACAUAUUGCUGCAGCGUCAAUGUGUGGAUGCCCUAUCACAAACAGCCUGAUAAGACAGCAUACAGCAAGGUAUAUUAUGUCCUGCUAAUUGCAUUUUGUCUGAGGCAUUGUCAAAUAAGAUGUCCCCCCCCCCUCCUCUUUAUUGUUUUGUUUCACAGGAGAAUGCUAGCUCACUCGUUGCUUUGUUUGGUUGACAUAAUGGCAAUGCUCGAAACUACGUCAUAUGUGACCCUGUGGUAGGCCUAUCUGGAUUUUAGAGUUCUGCAUCUGCUGUCACCGCUUCUAAAAGAAUAAAGGAGAUUUGUGCCCCAUAA
Messenger RNA from Alosa alosa (allis shad), 5024 nucleotides. RefSeq names its product RAB11 family interacting protein 4 (class II) a (gene rab11fip4a). The record is from RefSeq and is a predicted model, not a curated record. Gene Ontology annotation, cellular component: cleavage furrow; endocytic vesicle; midbody. The transcript has 13 exons. Bases 373 to 1992 code for a protein of 539 amino acids. Gene Ontology annotation, biological process: endocytic recycling; regulation of cytokinesis. Gene Ontology annotation, molecular function: calcium ion binding. Lineage: Eukaryota; Metazoa; Chordata; Actinopteri; Clupeiformes; Clupeidae.